ACGAGAUCCGGCCAGAGGAUCCGGUAUCUUCAACUGGAAAGGGGAUCCACGGAACGGCUCCGUAUACUUAUUAUGCACACCAGUGCGGAUUAUUUAUAACGGUGCUGCGUGUUGAUCGUUCGGUACAUUUGUACGAUUUGCACAUUGUAACUCGAUGGACGGAAAACGGGCGUUUAAAAGAAAUAAGUCGAAUGUUUCUAAUUCCGAUACCGACGAGAAUGAAUACGAUGAUGUGGGCAAAAUACAACCUUCCGUGAAAAGAAAUAAAUGUUUGCCGAAGCUGGACGUUACCGGUUAUACCACGGAAAUAGGUUCGAGAAUGAAUAAAAUUACCAAACAAAUCGACCACUUGGAAAAUUUUUUUGAUGAGGAUGACGAUUUUUUUGAAAAUGCUCUAAACGAAGCUGAGCAAUACACCCUCGAUCUCAGUACCUGGAAACGAUGCAAAAUUAUUUCCGUUUUGCAUGAAGCGCGAUGCAUGAUUCUUACUGUAGAGGAAAAAAGCAGUGGAGCAAAAGCAAAAUGUUGCAUCGAGCCUCCGUGGACAGCAUUACAUAUCCAGGAAGGAGAUGUCGUUUCACUUAGUGGACAUUUCGACACAUCUAGUAACUUGUAUAAAAUUACCUCCAAUGGUGGAAUGUUAGUCACCGAUCCGGACCACCUUGUCUCGGGUACAUCUGUGGUGUGAGCUCUUUACUGUCAACGAAGAGGCGUCCUGCAGGAACGGUUCAGGGGAAUUGAUUCUGAUAAUAAAAUCAUGACUGUGGGUACGAUAAUCCACGAGCUGCUACAGAAGAUACUCAGAGAUCAGCUAACAAGUAUCGAUGAUAUCAAAAUGCUGGGAAAGAAAUACGUCAACUCUAAAGAAAUUGCACAUAUGCUCUAUGCUUGUGAAAUGAGCCAAGCAGAUGCCUCGAAAGAAUUGGAGCAGUUUUAUCCUAAAAUUUUUGACUUCUUAAGAAAACACGUUUCUUACAAUCAGACAUCAUCGAACAGCAAAUCAGAUCUACAGAUCAACACUAUAAAAGAUAUUGAGGAGAAUGUCUGGUGUCAUCAGUUGGGUUUGAAGGGUAAAAUUGACGUGACAGUUAAAGCAAGAUGUUCCCCGCAAGAGCAGUUCCAGCUGAUGCCUCUAGAAUUGAAGACAGGCCGAGCGAGCUUCUCCGCAGAGCACAAAGGACAGAUAGUGCUUUACGAAAUGAUGAUGAAUCUUGUUGGCCAUCACGUGGAGAAGGGUAUUUUGCUGUAUCUGCGAGAGGGGAAAUGUGCCCCAGUGUUAAGUAACCGUAACAUGAAACGUGAUUUGAUUAUGUUACGAAACGAAGUUGCUUAUUAUUUAUCGAAAGGACUUCCAAAUAUUACCAGUGAUAGUUUCAACAUUUCCAAAGAUAUAUUGCCACUCCCAGAACCGUUGAACAACCGACAUGUUUGUUCGCGUUGUCCAUAUAGUGUCCUCUGUACAGCAUACCUCAAACGCGAAGAAAGAAAUCUUUCGGAUGAUCACGCUAUUAAACUGAUUGCUGAUGAAUCGUUGAGCCAUUUGACGGACAAGCACAUAGAUUAUUUCAUUCAUUGGGCUGGUCUUAUCUUCCUCGAGCACGAAGAAUCUAGAAGAAAUUUCAAGCUGAAGCAUCUAUGGACAAAAACCCUAGAGGUUCGUAUGGAAAUGAAGCGAGCUGUUACAAACCUCAAGCUCACUGGUCGAGUAAUUAGAAUAGGAGAUGAGUAUUUUCAUACUUUCCAGCAGAACUUUGACCACAGAGAUGCUAGUAACCACGAUGUAAGUUCUUAUUUUGGUUUGGAUGAGUACUUGAUAUGCAGUACUUCCAAGAGAAUUGCAGUAGCGGCCGGUCGGGUCAUUGCGAUUGGUAAACAAGAUGUUACUAUGUGUUUGGAACGUGACCUUAGUCAUACUUUUUCAAUGGACGAACAAUUUAUUCUGGACAAGUACGAAUCACAAACAAGCAUGACAUUUAAUUUGACCAACAUCGGAGUGCUAUUGGAUAAUACCGAGCGAUCAGACAUUCUGAGGCGUAUUAUUGUUGAUAAAGAAAAACCCACCUUCACACGAAGUGUAUCUUCGCUUGUGACUGCCACUGCCAAGGAUAUCCUGAAAGAUUUAAACAAACAUCAGAAAAUCGCUAUACUAACAGCGAUUGGAACCAAAAGCUAUUGUCUCUUCAAGGGUCUCCCGGGAACUGGGAAAACUCAAACUGUGAUCGCCCUAAUUCGUCUUCUGGUAGCAAUGGACAAUUCAGUACUAAUCACCAGCAACACGCAUUCCGCAGUUGAUAACAUACUGAAGCGAUUAAUGUUUCAUAAUGUUAGAUUUAUUCGACUUGGUAAUGUCUCCAGAAUCGAUCCAGCAAUAAAACAAUUCUCAGAACAAACACUAACAGAAAACUGCACAACUCCCGAGGAGCUUACGGCCAUCUACAACUCGUUUGUACACUUGUUAUGA
Molecule: messenger RNA, 2461 nt
Organism: Toxorhynchites rutilus septentrionalis
Lineage: Eukaryota; Metazoa; Arthropoda; Insecta; Diptera; Culicidae
Product: DNA replication ATP-dependent helicase/nuclease DNA2-like
Molecular function (GO): helicase activity
Source: RefSeq, a predicted model, not a curated record